This is a messenger RNA of Protomyces lactucae-debilis, 270 nucleotides long. RefSeq lists its product as uncharacterized. NCBI's taxonomy places the organism in Eukaryota, Fungi, Ascomycota, Taphrinomycetes, Taphrinales, Protomycetaceae. The transcript has a single exon. The coding region runs from base 9 to 176 and encodes 55 amino acids. The record is from RefSeq and is a predicted model, not a curated record.
AUGCCCAGAUGCCCAAGUGCCGACGCAGGCUUGCUCAAAAGCCUCUUCCUCGAUCGGCAGCUUGCUGUCGCGCUCUGCAGGAUAUGCCUUUCAUGAUUGAGAGCGUCCUGACUGUCAUUUCGCCGACGCUGCUCCUUUCAAUACUGCAGCAUAUCAUUCAUCGGCCCAGGGUUUGACCGACAUGCGGGACGACAUCGAGACUCAGACAUCUGUUGCGCUGCGUUGUAUGGUCCUUGAGGUUGUCUCACGGCUAAAUGACAACUGAGACGG